Girardinichthys multiradiatus is the source of this 2515-nucleotide messenger RNA. Its product is annotated as pituitary adenylate cyclase-activating polypeptide type I receptor-like. Gene Ontology annotation, cellular component: plasma membrane. The transcript is spliced from 13 exons. Gene Ontology annotation, biological process: cell surface receptor signaling pathway; adenylate cyclase-modulating G protein-coupled receptor signaling pathway. Bases 92 to 1504 code for a protein of 470 amino acids. The record is from RefSeq and is a predicted model, not a curated record. NCBI's taxonomy places the organism in Eukaryota, Metazoa, Chordata, Actinopteri, Cyprinodontiformes, Goodeidae. Gene Ontology annotation, molecular function: G protein-coupled peptide receptor activity; peptide hormone binding; vasoactive intestinal polypeptide receptor activity.
CACAGAUGUGCAGCAGCAGCAGCAGCUCAAGUUUGAACAUCACAGUUAGGGGGAAAAACAUGAACGCAUUUAUUUUAGGCUGACAGAUUGGAUGUUUGCACCGAAGAAGUCACUCUUUAAGAAGCGCUGCGGAACAAACCUGAGCUCACAACCCCUUCUGAUGAGACACAUAAAGGGCAUGGGAGGAUAUGAGAAAGUCAUCCUGUUCAUCUUUUACCUCCAGCUUUGGUCCAAGCCGAUGGGCGAGGCAAUACAUCCUGACUGCGCCAUCAUCUUCCAACACCUGAGGGCUCGGGAGAUUUGCAGCCAGACGAGGAGAAGCGAGGCGCAAAACCGGAGCGAUCACAGCGGUGGGUUCCCGUGUGGAUGUAAAACAGAGUGGGACGAGAUUGGGUGUUGGCUGAGGGCCGAAGCUGGGCAAGUUGUCAAUUUAUCCUGCUCUGAGGUCUUCCGGCAUUUCUCCAGCAAUCAAGGGUAUGUGUACAGGAAUUGCACUGGUGAUGGCUGGUCUGAAAUGUAUCCAACUUAUGAAGACGCCUGUCAUUUCAGUGAUGACAGCGAGCCUGAAUCUGAGACAAGUUACCUUUAUACGUUCAGACAGGUCUACACUGUAGGGUACGCCACCUCACUCAUCUCCCUCCUUACAGCCAUAGUGGUGUUUGCAGGCUUCAGGAAGUUUCGCUGUACCAGAAACUACAUUCACAUCAACCUGUUUUCCUCCUUCGUCCUGAGAGCCAGUGCUGUGUUCAUCAAGGACGCGGUGCUGUUUGCAGAUGAAACUCUAGACCACUGCUCCAUGUCUACGGCUGCAUGUAAGUCAGCCGUGGCUUUUUUCCAGUUCAGCAUCCUGGCCAAUUACUUUUGGUUGCUGGUGGAGGGCAUGUAUCUGCAGACCCUGCUGGCCCUCACUUUCGUCUCUCAGAGGAAAUACUUCUGGUGGUACAUUCUCAUUGGAUGGGGACUGCCAUCAAUGGUCCUCAUUCUUUGGGUUCUGACCAGAUUUUUCUAUGAUGACAGAGGCUGCUGGGAUGACAAUGACAAUGUUGGCAUUUGGUGGAUCAUUAAAGGUCCAAUAACAGCCUCGCUACUGGUUAACAUAGUCAUCUUCAUAAACGUUAUCCGGAUUCUGGUCCAAAAGCUUAAAUCUUCAGCCAUGGCUGGAAACUGUGACACUGGUCAUUUCAUGCGGCUGGCUAAAUCCACCCUGUUCCUCAUUCCUCUGUUUGGGAUGCACUACACUGUUUUUGCCUUCCUGCCUGAGAACACCGGAGUGGCAGCAAGGCUGUACAUCGAGCUGGGCCUGGGAUCCUUUCAGGGCUUUGUUGUGGCACUUCUUUACUGCUUCAUGAAUGGAGAGGUUCAGACAGAGCUCCGCAAAUGGCUUUGGAGGUGCCACAAUCCAAAUCAUCUCACUCCAGCCAAGAGAAGCAUCACUCAGAUCACAAUUCGAACCCAUCGAGGUUUGGGUUUGCCUCCGUCUAGUGCCAAUAUCUCUGCUGUGUGAUUUUUAUUUUUAGAAGGAGAAAAUAUUCAUGAAUUUGAAGAAACAAAAGCGUGGAAUUCCUCUGCUAAACAUGAUGAUGACAUUAAUUCAACUGUUGUUCUGUGAGAUAUAAGAGCACCGGGAAAACUACUGUGUUAACUAGGUAACAUGUCUGAAUGCUUUAUAUCAGUUUCAGCAGAGGUUGUGAAGAAUGGUGCAACACUCAACUAGAUCACAGGGUGCUCAAUCAUAUCUCUAGUGCCUAACUUCUACAGACAUUAUGGUGCCAUCGUAAAAACAGGAAACAACAACCAAAACAGAGCUGGGUCUGGGCUGAGGAGGAUAUCAGAUGGUUGUGUUUACAGUUUGGACCUCAUAGGGUAUACAUUUUUAUCUGUGAACUGGAGUAAAUAUUGAAUUUCCAUGUAUGGAGGCAAAUAUAUGUGAAAUAUGUAAAUCUUCCUGACAGAGACAGUAAAGUUUUUUCAUUACAGGCUGAAAUAAAACACUCACAUGAUGCAAAUGUGUUAUGUUAGCUCACAAUGGUAGAGUAUGUUUUCAAAAAUUAUUUUUAAAAGAAUCACAAACUUUCUGAUUGAGGUUUUUAUCAAUUGCUUUUCUUCUAUGGGUGUAACAGAAGAUAUUGCUUUGUUAAAAUGUACUGAUACAAUAUACUGCCAAAGUAUUUGUCUGUCUAUACUUUUACAUGUAUAUGAACUUUGAUGACAUCCUAUUCUUAAUCUAUAAGGUCCAACUUUUUGAUGGACCCACUGUUGCCAGCAAUAGUAAUUUUAAAUAUUCUGUAAACAUCUUCCAUGACGUUUAGGGGUGUGUCUACAGUUAGAAAGGAAAACCAGAAUUACAGCCUCUGCUCUAAUCCAUCCCAAAGGUGUUCAAGAAGGUUGAGGUCAGGACUCCGUGCAGAUCAGUCCAGUUUCUCCACACCAAACUUUAUACACCUGCAGCCAUGGAAGUGAUUGUAACACUGUGCAUCAUUAAUUUGAUGGUGUGACCCAAUACCUUUGGUAAUAU